AUGGACUCGUACUCAUACCGCGACGCUCCUGCGCGCUCCCCCCUCGAUCGUGGCUGGGGCAGUCGUGAUGACCGAGUCAAAGAAGAGCCUCGCGACAAUUUUUACCGCGGGCGUUCUCCUGGCCAUGACCGCAGCCGACGAAAUCGAUCGCGAUCUCCCCCGCCCGUGGACCGAUACGAACCCAGGGCGCGUGGUAGAGACGAGUACGCAGGAACUCGUGAUCGGGAUGAACGGCGGCGCAUCAAUUCCCCCCCUGCCAAUAUUGAUCGCUACGUCCCUGGCCAAGGGGGCAACCAACCUCCCCAACCAACCAUAAACCCUCUAGCAGAUCCCGCCAAGUUGUCUUUCCAGGUCGGAUUCUCAUACUUUGGAGAGUGGUGGAGAGCGAAUGAGAAGAUCAAGGAGGAGAAGGAGCGGGCUCGCACAGGCCGGAGGCGUGAACCCGAGCGGCCUCGAGGUCGCGAGACUCAAGAAGAUCGGGAUAAGGAAAAGGCCAAGAUCCAGGCUGCCUAUGACUCCUACAAAGAGGAGUUGCAGGCCAAGAUGGCUCGAACGUUCGUCUCUGAGCACAAGAAGGAGCAGUGGUUCCGCGAGCGAUACGUCCCCGAUGCCCGCGACGCUCUACGCAGACAAAUCAACGAGUUCCGCCGCAGCGCGUACAGUCAAUGGGAGCAAGACAUCGAAUCCGGCACAUUUGAUGAAUUUUCUCUUGAGGGAAUACCAAAGAGUGAGAGCAAUGGGGCAGGGGGGGUUGUCGAAAAGGAAGAAGGGGAGGCAACCGCGGCGAAUGAGGUGCUAGGAGUCGGCGACCUCGUCCCUACGACUGGCAGCGAUCUCCGAGAUGAAAGCCUAUACCAGCCUACCCUCCUAAUUAAGACCAUCGCCCCCCACGUCAGCCGCCACAACUUGGAGUCUUUCUGCAAAGAGCACCUCGGCGAGGAGGAAGGCGGCUUCAAAUGGUUGUCACUUAGUGACCCAAAUCCUAGCAAGAGGUACCAUCGCAUGGGAUGGGUUAUGCUACACCCUUCCUCUGAGACGGCAGCGCCGGUCGAGCGCGCGGACCCGAAAGAUGAAGAUGGGGAUGUGGAAGUCAAGUCGCCUGUGCCCGUCUCCACAGCCGAGAAGGCCCUCGAGGCUAUCAACGGCAAGACUGUGAAAGACGAAGUCCGUGGCGACUUUGUAUGCCAUGUGGGCGUCCACAACCCUCCGAGCAACCCUCGCAAGAAGGCGCUGUGGGAUCUGUUUUCUGCCCCGGAAAGAAUUGAGAAAGAUCUUAGCCUCGCUCAACGGCUCGUCAAUAAAUUUGAGGAAGAUUUCGGCUCCGAUUUCAACGCCACUCUCAAAAUCGAGGAGAGGGUGGAGAACUUGCGAAGCGCUGGAGGUCUUCAGGCGGCCGGUCCUGCGCCGACGACGAAGAAGGUCAAAAAAGACCGCAAUCUCGACUUCGAUGACGCUAUGGACGAGGGAGAGGAAGGCGAGAUGGGUGAAUCAGACGAGGAGGGUGCUGUGGAUGACGAAGUGGACGACGAGGAUCUACUGGUGAAGAAGAAGCAACUAGACCUGAUGAUCGAGUACCUCCGCCGAGUUUUCAAUUUCUGUUUCUUCUGCGUCUUCGAGAGCGACUCGAUUCACGAAUUGACCAGGAAGUGUCCCGGCGGUCACCUUCGCCGACCCAGAAGCACUCUGUCAUCGGCUGCUAAGAAUGUAGCUCGUGCUAGUGCGAGCGGGGAGCCCUUCCCUUCUAAGAAGCCGAAGGAGGCAAAGGACGAGGAGGAAGGCGAGGCGCCGGAGCCCGACCGGAAAUUCCGCAACACAUUCUCGAGGUCGGAGCAGCAGCUCGAGCGAGCGUAUAAAUGGGUGAAGACAUUCGAAGACAAGAUUAUGCAGAUUCUAGAGCCAGAGUCGGUUGAUAUCCGAAAGCUCGGUGGUAAGCCGACGGAAGAUGCACUGAACGACGAGCUUUCCAAGUUUGUCAAGCAGGAGGACGAGCACAAGUGGAGAUGCAAGGUUCCCGAGUGCACCAAGCUUUUCAAAGAGGAGCACUUCUGGAAGAAGCACGUCGAGAAACGCCAUACCGAGUGGCUGGACGCGAUGAAACAAGAGUUUGAUCUCAUCAAUGCCUAUGUGCUUGAUCCAGCACAUAUCGCGCCGUCCAGGACCGACGCCAACAGCAAUGGCCAUUUCCCGCCCGCUAACGGACAAACACAGCAAGGCACUCCACGAGGGUUCAAUCUACAGAACUUUGCUACGAUGAGCAACAUGGUCCCGCCAUUUGCCGGCUUCCCCGGUCUCCCCAUGCCGCCGCUCUUCGCGGGUAAUCACGGUGUGCAGGCCGCCAGUUGGGGCGCCGGCGGCGAAGAGCGUGGCCCCGGGCCCAUCCGACGCAACGCCCCCAGCUCGGGGAGAUUUCAGAGCCGGGCCGGCCCAUACGAUCGACGUCAACAGCAGGGACGCUGGGGCCAGGACAGUCCGGGCAUGGGUCGUGGACGGGGUGGUGCCGGCCGAUGGGGUGACGGCGCGGGCGGAGCGGCAGUCGGCCCCCGUGAGGCAGUUCAGGGCCGCAGCCUGAAAAGUUACGAAGACCUCGACCACGUUGCAGGCGGAGGCGGUGGCGAACUCAACUACUAGCUACAAUACUCUUCGCGAUUCUGACAUGGGCAGAAAAAAAAACAAACCUCUUUUUUUCUCUUCUUUUUUCUUUCCUCCGGUGGGCAAAUCCGUCAAGAAUAAGGCAAUGCCAAAACACACCAACAAUCCAUACACCGGAUAGAUAUCUGAGCCGCUGGCCCAUCGGUGUGGGUUGAUCGGUCAAACCGUCCGUCUCGGUUCCUUUGCCUCUGGCUAGCUAGCUCGGUGCUGGAAAUGGAUGAUAAUAUUUCAAGGCAGAGCAAAGCGACUUUGCUCAUGCUCUAGACGUCCGGAACCACCAAACUAACUGGCCCAAACCUUUUCCAUCGACCUACCCCCUGCCUAAUCUGGGCAAUGUAAUAGGAGCUUCUUCGAACUAUAAAAUGGAGAAAAAAAAAGAUAAAGGGGGGAAAUCCAAGUCAUAAGCAGCAGGGAGGGGAGGAACGGAAGGGAAAUGUCCAGGUUGCUUG
Molecule: messenger RNA, 3098 nt
Organism: Durotheca rogersii
Lineage: Eukaryota; Fungi; Ascomycota; Sordariomycetes; Xylariales; Xylariaceae
Exons: 3
Coding region: 1-2628 (875 amino acids)
Biological process (GO): mRNA processing; primary miRNA processing
Cellular component (GO): nuclear body
Source: RefSeq, a predicted model, not a curated record